CAAGAUUCCAACGACGUUGCGACACAUCAGCUUCGUGCAGAGCUUUCCCGGUCAUCCAUACGCUAACCAUACACACACACACGUACACACACACAAAACGCUACCCCCUCAUCCCCUUCAUCGUAUAUGUACCUGAUCACAUCGUCGCCAGCGGGGUCCGUCCCCUGCGGCGACAGUCCUCCUCCUCCUCUUCCACCUGCUGGCACUGCUGCUCCGGCGACUCGCCGACACACCACCUUUUUCUACCUACACCAGCCACACUGGUCACCAACAUUGCAACGUCGGCACGUCUUGCUCAAUGCCAGCGUUCCCAGCAGCACCCGCGGGGGCGCCAUUGUGUCGGGGAAGCAGAAAGAGCGCCGCCCGGUUUGCGGCCCCCCCCUUCAACUUCAGCGGCGCCACGCCGUGUCAUCCAGCCAACAAGGCGAGCAUUAGGAUGUGGUAAUGGAAAUUCCAACUUGGGCAAGGGUCUUCUUUCACACACUCUUUACUCUUGGAUCCCCGCACCGCACCACACACUCGGGUAUUGAAAGUGUUCAGUCGACAACGACGACGACGACGACGACGACGACGACGACGGCCCGAGUGAC
Purpureocillium takamizusanense is the source of this 590-nucleotide messenger RNA. RefSeq lists its product as uncharacterized. NCBI's taxonomy places the organism in Eukaryota, Fungi, Ascomycota, Sordariomycetes, Hypocreales, Ophiocordycipitaceae. The record is from RefSeq and is a predicted model, not a curated record. Bases 127 to 435 code for a protein of 102 amino acids. The transcript has a single exon.